Molecule: messenger RNA, 4814 nt
Organism: Oncorhynchus mykiss (rainbow trout)
Lineage: Eukaryota; Metazoa; Chordata; Actinopteri; Salmoniformes; Salmonidae
Source: RefSeq, a predicted model, not a curated record
AGGGGUCUGAAUACUUUCCGAAUGUACUUUAUUACACUUAGUUGAUGGUGGAAGUUAUAGGCCUACUGCUGCAUUGGCCUAUAGGCUAUCUCUGAGUUCUAUGCUCGCCAAUGGACUACAGUGUAUCAAUGUGUCCAUGUUGCAGGGGCUAGUGCUCUCGCAAUAGUCAAAUUUUAACUUUUAGAUUUCUAUCACUUUUAUUUUUACGAUUAACCACGUGACAUCGAUUUUGAGAAACAAAACACUUUAUUAUUGAAAUUAAACUGUUCCGCAAAAAUUUGCAUAUAUAAAUAUUCAUAACUGGCACGCAGAUCGGUAGAAAUGGUAGGAUGAAUUGUAAACUUCCCCAAACUUGAAGCUAUGGUCUUUACUAUUACACCAAUUUAAAAAAUGCAUGUAAGUGCACAGAUAGGAGGUCCAAAAAUGGGCCCGCCUCUGUAAAUCAAAUGCCGGUCCAACAGAUUCGUUCUGGCGCCGGGUCUGCCCAUAUUAUCCUGACAGCUUCUGGCGCCGGGUCUGCCCAUAUUAUCCUGACAGCUUUUGGCGCCGGGUCUGCCCAUAUUAUCCUGACAGCUUCUGGCGCCGGGUCUGCCCAUAUUAUCCUGACAGCUUCUGGCGCCGGGUCUGCCCAUAUUAUCCUGACAGCUUCUGGUUGGUAGGAGUGACCCAUAUUAUCCUGACAGCUUCUGGUUGGUAGGAGUGACCCAUAUUAUCCUGACAGCUUCUGGUUGGUAGGAGUGACCCAUAUUAUCCUGACAGCUUCUGGCGCCGGGUCUGCCCAUAUUAUCCUGACAGCUUCUGGUUGGUAGGAGUGACCCAUAUUAUCCUGACAGCUUCUGGUUGGUAGGAGUGACCCAUAUUAUCCUGACAGCUUCUGGUUGGUAGGAGUGACCCAUAUUAUCCUGACAGCUUCUGGCGCCGGGUCUGCCCAUAUUAUCCUGACAGCUUCUGGUUGGUAGGAGUGACCCAUAUUAUCCUGACAGCUUCUGGUUGGUAGGAGUGACCCAUAUUAUCCUGACAGCUUCUGGUUGGUAGGAGUGACCCAUAUUAUCCUGACAGCUUCUGGUUGGUAGGAGUAGCCCAUAUUAUCCUGACAGCUUCUGGUUGGUAGGAGUGACCCAUAUUAUCCUGACAGCUUCUGGUUGGUAGGAGUGACCCAUAUUAUCCUGACAGCUUCUGGCGCCGGGUCUGCCCAUAUUAUCCUGACAGCUUCUGGUUGGUAGGAGUGACCCAUAUUAUCCUGACAGCUUCUGGUUGGUAGGAGUGACCCAUAUUAUCCUGACAGCUUCUGGUUGGUAGGAGUGACCCAUAUUAUCCUGACAGCUUCUGGUUGGUAGGAGUGACCCAUAUUAUCCUGACAGCUUCUGGUUGGUAGGAGUGACCCAUAUUAUCCUGACAGCUUCUGGUUGGUAGGAGUGACCCAUAUUAUCCUGACAGCUUCACUUAAGUUGGGCCCAGGGACUAUUCAUACACUAUCUCAAGCACCUUCUUUGUCCAAAAAACAUCACAUCAGUAAAACUUGAAGAAGAAAACACAUUUACAAAACAUAAGAAUUUGAAGGACAUUGGAAUAGAAAUUACCUGUAACUCUCAUUCUUUCUCUUUCCUGAAGUACAAGGACUUUCGAAACUCAUGAACUCUCUCUCUCCCUCUAACCCUCUCUCUCUCUCUCACACAGAGGCCGGGACUAUGGCUGCCGAGAGUCUGGCAGAGCUCCGUGAUUGGCUCUUCCUGCUCCUCCUGUGCCUGACUCUACUGGCUGAGAUGCUGGAGUUGGCGGUGGCAGCAGUUGCCAUGGAGGAGGGCGAGGAAGACUUCCUGUGCCCGUUGGUGUGCCGGUGUGACGAAGGCUUUGUCUACUGUAACGACCGGAGGCUGAGCAUGAUCCCUCCUCUACCGUUAACGGCUACUGUUCUCUACUUACAGAGCAACCGGUUGGCCAACUCCGGCCUGCCGCCAUCGUUAGAGCGCAGCAGUAGCAUCCGUGUGGUCUACCUUUACGCCAACCAACUAGACGAGUUUCCUAUACACCUGCCGCCGUCGCUACGGGAACUACACCUGCAGGACAACAACAUUCGGACGUUGCCGCGCACGGUGUUGGCCAGGUUACCGUUGCUAGAGAGGCUACACCUGGACGACAACUCCAUCUCCACGGUGAGCAUUCAGGAGCGGGCCUUCUCCGGCACGCCGCGGCUGAGGUUACUCUUCCUCUCCCGGAACCACCUGUCCAGCAUCCCAGCCGGCCUCCCGGUUUCUUUAGAGGAGCUGAGGUUAGACGACAACCGCAUCAACACCAUCCCCACCCACGCCUUCCGGGGCCUGGCCUCACUGAGACGCCUGGUCCUGGACGGGAAUCUCCUGGCCAACACCCGCAUCGCCGAUGACACCUUCUCCCGCCUGGCCAACCUCACGGAGCUGUCGCUGGUCCGCAAUGCCCUGCAGGCCCCGCCCAUCAACCUUCCCAGCACACACUUGCUAAGGCUGCACCUGCAGGACAACGGGCUGAUCCACAUGCCCCGGGGGACCCUGGACGGAAUGAGGAGGCUGCAGAGGCUGGACCUGUCAGGGAACAACCUGACCACUCUGCCCCGGGGGCUGCUGAGGGACACGGACGGCCUAGAGCUGUUGCUGCUCUGGGGGAACCCCUGGUACUGUGGCUGCAACCUGCUCUGGCUCCACGCCUGGCUGUAUGGCCGAGGGGCAGCAGUGACAGUACGGGGCUUGACCUGCCACGGGCCGGAGGUGGUUCGAGGCCAGGCCCUCAGGGACCUCUCUGGGCUCAUGGACCAGUGUGAAGGCCCACCAGGAGGGGUGAACACUGUCUCUAGUACUACCACCACCUCCCCCCCCAGCCAGGGCUCUAUGUUUACCCUCAGGGCCAUGCGGCCAGGCCUGGUGAUGCCACCGGGAGGAGGAGAGGCGGGGGGGCAGGCCUCACACAACGCUCUAGAACUCACGGUGAAGCCCCUGUCUGCGGACAGCGUGCAGGUGACGUGGCUGUGCCCACAGCCAGCGCCCUCCUUCCGGCUGUCGUGGCUGAGGCUGGGCAGCAGCGCCGCUCUGGGUUCCAUCACAGAGACGCUGGUCCCCGGGGAGAGACAGCAGUACCUACUGACCCAGCUCACGCCACGAUCACACUACCUCGUCUGCCUGCUCCCCCUGCGCUCCACCUCCUCCCACUCUGGAGGGUCACAGAGAGGACAGCAGCAGGAAAAGGACACAACAGACCAGACCCCCGUCUGCGCUCAGAUAGAGACGGGGGAGGCUCUACGCCCUGAGGGGGGAAAUGGGGGUGAUGACUCGGACACAGAGAUGGCAGUCCUCCCCCUGGCCGAGAUCAUUGGCGGAGCCACGGCCCUGGUCUCCCUCAUACUCAUCUUCGGCAUCUUCUGCUGGUACAGCCAGCGCGCCGGGUAUGUCUCCGGGGAAACAGACUCCUAUGGGGUCCGAGGACAGCGCGGGGUCGGAAUGGGGAAGCCAUACGAUGACUACGUGGAGUCGGGCACUAAGAAGGACACCUCCAUCCUGGAGAUCAGGAGCCCCGGCUUGGCUAUGACGCCCAUGAUGACCCAUCAGCCCCUGCAACCCAAAGGAGGGGAAGAUGUGACCUACGUGCACACCAUCUUCCCCUCAUCGCACGGUAACGGCACCUACCGGAGCAACCAGAGUCACAACGGCAUCAUCACCCAACUGGGUCACACGGCGGGCUACGGGACCAACCGGGGUUACCGGGAACAAGGGAUGAUCCCGGAUAUAGACUACACCUACACGUGAUGACAUCAUCUAAGACACACUUCUCCCACCCCCACCGUUUGGACGCUGUUCUAAGGAUACGGUUCUAGCAGGCGGUUGGUUGGUUGGUUGGUCUUCUUGGUUCCAAAGUAUCCUCUGUGCCUCCUCAGUUCUACUCUGAAUCUUAUUGGUCUGUUACUUAGCUGACUGGCUUGGGGUGCUGUGUCCCCAAAGGGCAACCAGACAUACAUGUUAGCUAGGUGACAGAAGUGCCAGUCAAGUCGUACCAUGCUGGGUAUUGACCCAUGACUCAUGUUUAAACGUUUUGAGGACUUUACAGCUACUACACUCUUCCUUCUAUUCCAUAAAACCAUGUUAGUAGUUUGAGGUGGAGGUUUAGACCUAGGUAGAUGAUAUAGGCAAAUAUAUACCAGAAAGAAGCACUUGUGUAGAUGGCUAUACUACUAAAUACUUCUGUUUACGCUGUGUAGACACACAGGUAAGGGUUUGAUGGAACUAGUCAUUAACAACCUACAAACAACAACUCAUCAUCACUGACUGACAAAACAAAUAUAUGUUCCUAUCUUAGAGACAUGUUCCUAUCAGAGAGAGAGAGAAAUAGAGAGGGAGAGAGAGAUAUGGAGAGAGAUAUAUAGAGAGAGAUAUUUAUAUAGAGAGAGAACUAGAUAUAUAUAGAGAGAGAGAGAAAUAGAGAGAGACAAAGAAAGAGAGAUAUAUAUAAUAUAGGGGGAUUAGAAGCCUUGGUUUCAGGCUUGUAACUUCAAAAACAAAUAAGAAAUAUCAGUUUUAGUAAAGGGACAUAGUCUUGGAAAUUCGUGUUUGCGCGCGCCGUGAAGACAUUACGCACCUGCUAAAAUUGGUUUCCUAUUGAAAAUACUUCUUUCCCGAAAUAAAUAUUAUAGUUUGAUGAUAUUUUAGGGUAUCUGAGGAGUAAAUAGAAAUGUAUUUUGACUUGUUGAGAUAAAGUUUAGAGGUAGAUUUUCAGAUUAUUUUCUCUACAAGUUGAACAAGUGGGAGAGAGAGAAAUACAGAGAGAGAGAGAGAGAGAGAGAGAGAGAGAGA